This is a messenger RNA of Vigna umbellata (rice bean), 1776 nucleotides long. RefSeq lists its product as uncharacterized. The record is from RefSeq and is a predicted model, not a curated record. Lineage: Eukaryota; Viridiplantae; Streptophyta; Magnoliopsida; Fabales; Fabaceae. Gene Ontology annotation, molecular function: zinc ion binding; nucleic acid binding.
AUGGAAAGAUUUUACAACGCCAAGAGAUGCCUGGAGGACAACAGGCUGGCAUAUACAGAGUAUCUUUUGAUAGGGAAGGCCAGUCAUUGGUGGAAUAACAUGAGGUUGAUAUUAGAAGGAAGCCAUAUUCCCAUCUCUUGGGAAGUUUUCAAGAACAAGUUUUAUGAAGAGUACUUCCCAGAUAGCGUCCGGUUCACUAAAGAGGUUGAAUUUCUUCAGUUGGUGCAAGGAGGAAUGUUAGUAUCAGAAUAUACUGAUAAGCUUAAGCAUCUGCUGAGAUUUAAUACCAUGUUUGAGAAUGGAAUGAGCCAAGGUAUUGGAGAAGAACACGUUGGAGGUGGAACAACAAAGGAAGCUGCACCAGUAGAACGUUCGGGGUCCAAUUUCUUCCAAGAGCACUUCAGUCCUCGGGUUCGGUUGGUCAGUUUGGACAAAGGAUCAGUGGCCUGUUUUAAUUAUGAAGGACCCCAUUACAAGUCAACAUGUCCUCAGUUGGUAGGAGGAAAGUUUUGUACUCGGUGCAGGAAGAAUGGCCAUUUGGAGAAUGAAUGUAAUAUGGGAAGAAGGGUAGUUCUAAGGCCUCUAAAUGCUGAAAGAAGUCAACCAAGAGGUGGUGGCCGAGCACAAGUAGUGGGACGCGUCUAUGCAUUGACGGGAGUUGAAGCAGCAAGUUCAGGUAACCUCAUUAUCAGUACUUGCUUGCUGUUUGGUGUUUCUUGCUGUGUGCUGUUUGAUUCGGGGGUAACACAUUCCUUCAUCUCGAAGGCAUGUGUAGAGAAAUUGAGAUUGAUUGAGAGUGAAAUGCAGUUUGAUUUGGUGGUGUCAACCCCAACAGCUGGUGAGGUUAGGACGUCUAUUGUGUGCAUUGGAUGUCCUAUUGAGGUUGAUGGACAUAGAUUUAAGAUGAAUCUUAUUUGCUUACCUCUCCAAGGCUUAGAGGUAAUUCUAGGAAUGGAUUGGUUGACUGCCAAUCACAUUCUUAUUGAUUGCGGAGAGAAGAAGUUGAUUUUUCCUAGUGAAGAAGAGAACCUGUCGUUGUCUAUCACUCAACUAAGGGUAGAUCUAAUGGAAGGCGUUAGUUUUUUCUUGAUACUGUCUCAUUUGGAAGAGCAACGUUCAAAUCUUUCGAUACAAGGUGGGCAGAGUGAAAACCGUUCAGUUGUAAUGGAAUUCCUGGAUGUUUUUCCUGAAGAGGUGUCAGGAUUAACUCCUCCAAGAAAAGUGGAAUUCUCCAUAGAUCUGGUGUCUAAAGCAGGACCAGUAUCUAUAGCGCCAUACCGAAUGGCUCCAUCAGAGUUGGCCGAGCUCAAGAAGCAGAUUGAAGAGUUAAUGGAGAAGCAAUUCAUUCGGCCAAGUGCAUCACCGUGGGGUGCUCCUGUGCUACUUGUUAAGAAGAAGGAUGGCAGCUCUCGGCUUUGUGUUGAUUAUAAACAAUUGAACAAGCUGACAAUAAAAAAUAAGUACCCCUUAAAAAGAAUUAAUGAUUUGAUGGAUCAACUGAAUAGGGCUACUGUAUUUUCUAAGAUUAAUUUAAGAUCAGGAUAUCACCAGAUUUUGGUUAAGGAAGGAGACGUCCAGAAGACUGCAUUCAGGUCUCGGUAUGGUCACUAUGAGUAUGUAGUAAUGCCGUUCAGUGUUACUAAUGCUCUAGCCAUAUUCAUGGACUAUAUGAAUCACAUUUUUAGACCUUUCUUGGACAAGUUUGUGGUCGUUUUUAUUGAUGAUAUCCUCAUUUAUCCAAGUGCGAAUUUUGGAUGGAAGAAGUACAAUUUUUAG